Messenger RNA from Chiloscyllium plagiosum (whitespotted bambooshark), 909 nucleotides. RefSeq names its product lysozyme C-like. Gene Ontology annotation, molecular function: lysozyme activity. The record is from RefSeq and is a predicted model, not a curated record. NCBI's taxonomy places the organism in Eukaryota, Metazoa, Chordata, Chondrichthyes, Orectolobiformes, Hemiscylliidae.
GUGGUUUGGGAGAAAGACAUCCACAAGUGUCUCACCAACUGAGGGGCUGGGUGGAGAAAGAGGGGAACCAGUCCAUCCCCUCACACCCGGGAAUGUGACAGUUGGGGGGGGUUACUGGUGUGGGAGCGGAAUGAAAUGGGGAACCUCACCCACAGUCUGUUUGGAACAACCACCCUCUGGUAGUUGUUAACUCACUGGGAUAUUUAACAAUUUAAAAAGUAAUUUUUCUUCCUCCUCUUGUAUUGCAGAUUCCCGUUUGGGGAAGAUUGUGAGUGAAACUGAAUAUUUCAGCCUCAGACGAUGAACACAUUUGUUGCUCUCGGUCUGCUGCUCACAGUCACAGAUGCCAUUGUCUUGACGAGAUGUGAAGUUGCCAACAUUUUCUACAAUAAUGGACUCAAUGGAUAUUUAGGAUAUGAACUGGGUCACUGGAUGUGUGUAGCCUUUUAUGAGAGUCAAUACAACACCUCGGCACGAAACGUCAUGGAGUCGAUAAAUGACAAUCUUGAAGCAACAAAGUUUGGGAUGUUUCAAAUCAGUAAUUCCAAGUGGUGUUCAGAUCCAGACUAUCCAGAAAGUCCAAAUGUGUGUGAAAUACAAUGUGAAGAUUUAAUAACCGACAGUGGUGACUACAGAGUCAACAUUGGCUGUGCUGCAACAAUGGUGUUCUUUCUCGGAAUGAAGGCCUGGGACAGCUGGAUCAAGAACUGCAACAGGACAUCAUUUGAUGACUACUAUGAAAAUUGUGAUAUAGAUUUUAAUUAAUAAUCAGAUCUGGAUCUGAAGUCUUCAUCAAAAUCUGGCCGCUUUGACACCUUUCAGCCUGGAAUCAUUUCUGUUUCUCGACUGUAUGUUGCUCACGUGUUUUGGAAUGCAAUAAAGAAAGGCUUCUGCCACAGAUGAUCAAAA